AGUCACACCUGAAACAGGAAGUAAAGUAAAGGUGUUACACUGAAACACGUCAUUGAACACCAGAUCAGUUCUUCAUAAUCCUCACAGAUGCGCGUUAUCGAUCACUGGACUCGUCAUUUGGAGAAUAUGCCUGAUUCGGAAGCGAGAGCAACAUGUGUUUGCAGCACACACACCACACAGGAGCUCCUGCACUGAAACACACCCCCGUCAGACGCCAGCAUGCAGCAGUCGAGGUGUUUCCAUCAUCCGCCCGCGGGCCUGAGCCGGGACACACACGACCCGCAGACCAAGGUGGACUUCUUCCGUAAGCUGGGCUACUCUCCGGAGGAGGUGAAGGACGUGCAGAGGAAGCUGGGACUGGGGACGGACACCAACGCUGUGCUGGGAGAACUGGUGCGGUCCGGGGCGAAGUCCGUGCCCUCCCCCUGCUCCGACAGUGAUGAUGGGUUGCCCCAGUGGGGGGGGAGCUCAUCCCGGGGACAGGGGUCAACGCUGGAGGACAACAGUGAGCCCGAAAGUGACCUGAAGCCGAUAGUCAUUGAUGGCAGUAACGUGGCCAUGAGUCAUGGGAACAAGGAAGUGUUUUCAUGCCGUGGGAUUGAGCUGGCAGUUAACUACUUCCUUGACCGAGGACACAGAAAUAUCACUGUGUUUGUGCCUUCCUGGAGAAAAGAGCAGCCCAGGCCUGAUGUACCUAUUUCAGAUCAGCAUAUUUUGGAAGAGCUGGAAAGGAAGAAGUUUCUCGUGUUUACACCUUCACGGAGGAUUGGAGGAAAGCGCGUGGUCUGCUAUGACGAUCGCUUUAUUAUCAAGUUAGCUCACGACCUGGAUGGCAUCAUAGUGUCGAACGACACGUAUCGUGACCUGCAAAGUGAGCGCCCGGAGUGGAAGCGUUGCAUUGAGGAGAGAUUGCUUAUGUACUCCUUUGUAAAUGACAAGUUCAUGCCGCCUGAUGACCCACUCGGCCGUCACGGACCCAACUUGGAUAAUUUUCUUCGGAAAAAAACAUUGUUGCUUGACCACAAGCGCCAACUCUGUCCAUAUGGAAAAAAGUGCACAUAUGGGAUCAAGUGUAAGUUCUACCACCCAGAGCGCACUAACCAGUCACAGCGCUCUCUAGCCGACGAGCUUCGAGAGAAUGCCAGACUGUCUGGAUCUAAAGAGGACAGCAGAAUAACUGGGAGAGGCAUGUACCCAAGAAAUGACCCCGAGUUUGGGUCCAGUUCUCCCUCCUUGGAGCAAGAACUUGAACAGAAGCUCAAAUUGGAGCCAGAGAGCUCUGACAGCAGGGGUGUCAUGCUCAAUUACUGGGAUGAUAUUUUGUCCAUGAAAAAGCCUUUAAAUAGAGCCCCAGUGGGACAGCGCAGUCCUCUGGUUGACAGAACCAGUAUGCAAGCACCUUUCCCAACAAACCCUUCGUCCAUUUUCAGUUCCGACUCUGGGCUUGGAUCCUAUGAAAGCCCGUUUUCAGAGCCAUCCAAGAGCAUUGACGACUCGCAUAGGAUGAGAUCGAGUCAUCCGCCUUUGUCCGGUAUCCCUACCACACCUGUAGGCGGCCAGCGCUACUACGACAACAUGAGCCCUUACUCCAACUUUCAUCACAACUAUAGUGCCUACAGCUCCCUACCUCUUGCCCACCCUGCCCAGAGUUACAGUCUUCCUGCUUAUGCGGGCUGGUCUUACCCUCUCUACUCACCACAGGCGAGCAGUUUACCCGAACCUUUACCCUGCCCUAGCUCGCACAGGUCUUCCAAUGGCUACGGAAGCCAGCAGCACUCAGCCAUGCCACAGUCCAGCACUUUCCAGGAAGAAAGAGAGGAGGUCAGGAAGAAGCUUCAUGCAAUUUUUAACCCACAUCAUGUAAACAAAGUUAUGGAAAUGUUCCCACAGCUGAAAGACGCACAACAGAUGGCUGCAGAGAUUCUCAAACUCAAGUCCAGGGGAGACUUCUUUUAAUUUCUUUGAAACUUUGGGACCACGAAAAGGGCAAUGCAUGAAUAGUCUCUCAAAAGAAAGAAUCAUCUCAGAAGCCGAUAACUUCAUGGGAAGUGGUCCGACAUCUAGAUCUUCGGCAACCCGAGUUUGAGU
Messenger RNA from Rhinichthys klamathensis goyatoka, 2088 nucleotides. RefSeq names its product endoribonuclease ZC3H12A (gene zc3h12aa). The record is from RefSeq and is a predicted model, not a curated record. The coding region runs from base 220 to 1956 and encodes 578 amino acids. Gene Ontology annotation, cellular component: nucleus; cytoplasmic ribonucleoprotein granule. Gene Ontology annotation, biological process: 3'-UTR-mediated mRNA destabilization; nuclear-transcribed mRNA catabolic process, RNase MRP-dependent. The transcript is spliced from 6 exons. Gene Ontology annotation, molecular function: RNA endonuclease activity; mRNA binding; metal ion binding. NCBI's taxonomy places the organism in Eukaryota, Metazoa, Chordata, Actinopteri, Cypriniformes, Leuciscidae.